Messenger RNA from Tilletiaria anomala UBC 951, 3938 nucleotides. RefSeq lists its product as uncharacterized. Gene Ontology annotation, cellular component: IRE1-TRAF2-ASK1 complex. Gene Ontology annotation, biological process: intrinsic apoptotic signaling pathway in response to endoplasmic reticulum stress; protein phosphorylation; mRNA processing. Bases 228 to 3872 code for a protein of 1214 amino acids. NCBI's taxonomy places the organism in Eukaryota, Fungi, Basidiomycota, Exobasidiomycetes, Georgefischeriales, Tilletiariaceae. Gene Ontology annotation, molecular function: RNA endonuclease activity; protein serine/threonine kinase activity; ATP binding. The transcript has 8 exons. The record is from RefSeq and is a predicted model, not a curated record.
GGUGUUCUGCACGGCUUUCGUCUUCUGCACCACAGAAAGCUCAUGCCAACAAGAUAUUCUCCUUGUAGCAAGCCCUUCUGCAGCGAGAUACUGAAUCCCUCCUGGAUCUCCUGGGUUGCACAAUUUGCUUCCCGGAUUUUGCGGGCGGGACGGGCAUGUGUGAGGGCAUCCUCUGAAGGGACCCUGCUCAGCGCAGCUGCAGGCAUGCCUUCGAAAUAUCCCAAGCAAUGCCUGCUCGAGCACAAAGCACUCCUGGAAGGGGGUCGUUUCGGCUCGGACUCUUCCCGACGCUAUGCGUAAUAUGUUUGCUGACCUUCGCUGUCAGUCAAACAUACGGGCAACACGGCGUUGAUGGUUCCAAUGACGAACCACAGGCGCUCCCUCGGCCCGGUCUCGCUGCAUCGCGCGACGCUGAUCCUUCUCAUGGCUUGAUACCUUCGCUUACCAUUUCCAACGCCGGAGACUUGAAGCUCCUGGACAUUGCCAUGGUGACAUGCACUGAUGGCUCUCUCCAUGGCGUUGAACGCGACACUGGCAAUAAAGUCUGGUCGAUCACAUCACAGGCGUCGCAAAUUCAAAGCGAUUUCGGACCGUCGAUCAGGUCAAGCUACGGCCCUCGGAAGCUCUCCUUUGCUGAAAUGAUGGGCGAGGCCCGAAUUUUCGAUCCUGCAAAGGGCGCUUCCGAGGAUUCUGGACUAUACGUCCUAGAACCCACCGGCAAUGGUGACAUCUACAUUCUCGUCGCCACUGGCAGGGAUACUCACGAUGCCGACGCCGCGCCCCAUGUGGAAGGGCCCAGACGCGGUCUGAAGCUCAGAAAACUGCCACUCAACGUACCCCAACUCAUUACUUUAUCGCCCUUCUCCUUUCCCGGCGAUGAUUCGAGAGUCUUCAUCGGAAAGAAGGAAUCAAGAUUGGUUGAAGUCAACGCAAGGACAGGCGAGAUAGGCGCCAUCUACGGAGGGGAUGCAAUUUUUCCAGCCUCCCCUGAGCGACAAAAUCAUGAGCAGAAUCAUCGCCUGUCAGACCAUCAAUUACGGGUAAACCCUGGAGAUCCAUCCUCUGAAGGCGAGUGGGCGUUGAUCGGCCGGACUGAUUACUCACUGUCCAUCCAUGCCAAGCACGAUCCCUCAUACACACAGACGCUCCACUUAAGUCUCUACACGCCGAAUUUGGCCGAUCGCGACAUUCUUUCAGCAUGGUCCAGUAUGAACUAUCCGGACUCUCGUAGGUUACUGAGCCUGCCCGAAGAAAGUUCCCUACUCUGUCUAGACAUGUCGUCAAGUCGAUCCCACGAGACUAAAUCGGAAGGUGCUCUAUGGACAUCAAACUUUGAGAGUUCGGUUGCAUCUAUCUUUGAUUUCGUCAAAGUCGAACCAAGCACUGGCCAAGACGGCAACGCCACGCCUCACAGUGCGUCGAGGUCUCGGCCUGUGCUGAUUCCGCAUCCAACCGUCGAUGUCUCAAGCAUUAUUAUCGAACACCCAGCGAGAUCACAUCUCGAAGGAGAUGCAAAAGACAUCUUUCUCGGCUUUUCUGGAGACUCGCUCUUUGCAAUGAGUUCCGAUAGAUAUCCUUUGGUCGUCUUGUCGCCGCCGGCCCCCUUGUCUCACAUUCUUGAUGGGUCGGCCAAGUCAGGCGCGAAUGGUCACCAGCACGAUUUGACUUGGCAUGAUGCUCCGAGCCGUAGAGGCUGCGGCGGCAUCUCCUGCUGGACGGGUGCAUAUCGAGUCCAGAACGAUGAUGUGGCCGAAUGGGCCAUGAGGGAGGCUCUGCUGGGCUCUGCACCGUUGCUUGGCAUUGGGGGCAGAGAGGUUGAUCAUGCAUCGUCAAGGACGGCUUUUACACCCAUUAUUUAUGCACCUCCGUCAAGUGAUCGAGCCGGAUCAAGCGCUCCGGAUGCUCGUUCGGAUGACGUCAGGCGCAGCCCUAAUUCAACGCUCUCAACCUUGCUUCUCCAGGCCGUCCUUAUCAUCUCCGUCACAUUAGUAUCGUGGGCCAUCUGGACGGGUCUCCGGCUUCAGGAACGCCAAAAAGCGAUCGAAGCAAAGGCCUUCGUAGAGUCCGUCAUUUACGUCCCUAUACACCCGCCCAGUGCCGAUGGCACCCGACUUCCUUUGGAAGCAAGUGGAGCUUCGCCGGAAAUCCGGAAAGUAAGUCAACGUGUCAUUGCUGAGGGGAAAGCAGUGCAGGACAACAAUCAGGACGCUGGUGAGCAGCCGCAGGCAAAUGUGCAAGAUCAACAUGAGAUGGUUGAGUCAGGGAAAAGCAGCGUUGCGAAGCGGCGGCGGCGAGGAAAACGCGCCGGUCAAGCCGUAGCUGCGAAGCUGGCCAAAGUGAAAGAGACUUGUCUCGAAGAAGUUCACCAGGAACACAUUGAGCCGCCGCCAGAUCGGAAACCGCAUGAGACAUCGGGGCGCAUAAACCCAGCAGCAGUGCACGACCCACGCUCAAGACCGCUCCCCAACGGCAGCCCGGACAACACAAUCGCAGUCAAGACCGCUACCCAGAUAGCUCCUCCACAACCAGAUGCGGCUGCAAUCAUGGCAACGAAGCCCGCCGAAGUGUCAAAUUCGACACUGACUCUCUCAGACGAAGUGCUUGGAUACGGCUCUUCUGGCACUGUGGUCUUCAAGGGUACUUUUCAAGGGCGAGCGGUGGCAGUCAAACGGCUUCUGAAGGACUUUGUUUCGGUGGCAUCCAAAGAGGUUUCACUGCUGGAGUCUGCUGAUGAUCAUCCUAAUGUCGUGCGAUAUUUCUACAAGGAGAUGACAGAGAGCUUCCUAUAUAUUGCGCUCGAAUUGUGCUCUGCGACACUGGCAGAUGUCAUCGAGAAGCCUUUGGACUACCGUGACCUCGGAAACCAGCUCGAACCAAAGCGCGCACUUUCACAGAUCACCCACGGCCUUCUUCAUCUGCAUAACUUGUCCAUUGUGCAUCGUGAUCUCAAGCCCCAGAACAUUCUCGUCACCCUGACUACGAAGGGCAAGCUGAAGAUGCUGCUUUCAGAUUUCGGCUUAUCCAAGAAACUUGAUGGAUUCGCGCAGUCUAGCUUUUCUCAGACCGUAAACAAUCCCGGCGGGACUGUCGGUUGGAGAGCGCCAGAGAUCUUGCGUGGCGAAGUAUCAAUGGAUGCGGGGAGCGAGAGCACGGAGGCAUCAUCUGAAUUGCCGGUAGAAAAACCCUCAAAUGAGGAGAAGACGAAACUAACUAGAGCGGUGGAUAUUUUCGCUCUCGGAUGCAUAUACUACUAUCUUUUGUCCAAUGGUGAUCACCCCUUCGGAUCGCGAUUCGAACGCGAGCUGAACGUGUUGCGAGGUCGAGUCGACUUGACCCGUCUUGAUACUCUUGGCGAAGAAGGCAAUGAGGCAAAACAUCUCAUCUUCAACCUCAUCAACUCGGACCCGACGCAAAGAGCCUCCGCCCAAGACAUCAUCUCGCAUCCUUAUUUCUGGGAUUCUAGCAAGCGUCUGUCAUUUCUCACGAAUGCCAGCGACCGCUUUGACACAAUGGAGCGUGAUCCGCCAGCGCCAGCGCUCGUCUCACUAGAGAGUGGAGCACUGGAUGUCAUUGGGAAAAAUUGGCAGCGCCGACUCGAUCAGGCUUUUGUCCAAGACCUCGGCAAAUUCAGGAGCUACGACCCUAAGAAGUUGCAAGAUCUAUUGAGGGCGAUGAGGAACAAGAGUCAUCACUUUCAAGAUAUGCAGCCCCGUCUGCAACAGAUUUUGGGGCCUUUGCCGGAAGGCUUUUUGAAUUACUUCACACAGCGCUUUCCAAAACUGUUCUUGCACGUGUAUGCCGUCAUUAUUGAGCAGCCGCUGUUGCAGCAUGAGGCCAGGUUCAAAAUAUUCUUUCAGAGCGACCAGGAGUAAGCUAAGCACACGUCGGAGAGCAAAGUGUAUCAUAGUUCAUUGUAUCCUACCGGCCAGCGAUUGGUC